CUCAAUUGAUCCAAAUGAAGUUACCAUAUUGCGAAGCCUGCUGAAAAAGCGGAAGGAAGUACUAAAUGUUGUGCAAGUGGAAUUUACCCAUUGCCAUCACCUCGUGCACAGAAUCAUGAGAUCAUUCAGUGUCGGUCUACAGACAUGGUGCCAUUGUUUUGUCUCACUCUCUUUCUCACCUGCCUGCCAUUACAAGGUGUUGCACAACUCCAAAGCUGUCUAUGGCAACCCAGCAAUGUGAUCGUUCGGGAGACGGGACAAGACGGCGAGAUCUGGUGCCGUGUCCAUACCAACUGCUCAGACAAGGGUCUACAUUACCAGUGGUUCACUUUCAGACGCAGAAAUCACAUUCGUCUCAACUUGGACGCCACAUCUCACAAGUACAGCCUCCAAGGAGCAACUUUACAAAUAAUGUCCCUAAACACCAACGACAGCGGGAUUUACUACUGCGCCGCAGUUUCCCAUGGAGAACCGAGACCUGGGGGUCAGCAUGUUGGAAUGGGAACAACUCUUGUUGUUAGGGAAAAGACCAAGCUCAUGGUGGGGCACGUUCUGUUGUGGUUAACAUUUGUCCUCUUGGUCAUCUACAGCUUGACAACAGUGACGCUUAUCGUUCAAAAGAAGUGCGGCUUCAAUAUAUGGACUUGUAGACGACUAUACAAAAGUGACAAGCAGAAGAGCAGCAGAAAUAAAACGACAAUAUUCCGGGAUGUGCUGCAUGAGAUGCGUCACAGACGUGAUUUGAAGAGAAGCAAACGGGCCUCCACGAGAAACCCCGCACCGGUUGAGGUAUGGUUGUAUUGCAGCAUGUUGAGUCAGGACAUAUUGAGUAAGCAUCUCAAAUGAGAAUUUUUUUUUUUUUUUUUUUUGGCAGACAACAGCUACAGAGUGGAACAACACACCUGACGACAUCUAUCAAAAUGUAUAAUUGUCUCUACAUAAGUGUAUUUCAGUUCUGACGUUUUUAGUGUAAUGUAAUGCAAAAAGGAACAUUAUGACAUAACUAAGAUAUUUAUGAAAGGGGCGUCCACCAAGCAGAAAAACUGAAAAUUAUUUUUACAAUAUGCCUUACAUGGCCCUGCUUUAACCCGUUCUUAAUUGUUUCAAUGGUUAUUUCUAAUUCCCAACAUAUCAUAUUUAAGUGACAAAUCCUAAAAACUCAUUGACCGUAUUGUACCUGCAUGUGUGUGACAAAGAAGAGAGCAAGAGUGUGAAUGGUAAUGUCAUUAUUUUUUUAAUAAAAUACUUUCUAA
This is a messenger RNA of Doryrhamphus excisus (bluestripe pipefish), 1253 nucleotides long. Its product is annotated as immunoglobulin superfamily member 6. NCBI's taxonomy places the organism in Eukaryota, Metazoa, Chordata, Actinopteri, Syngnathiformes, Syngnathidae. The record is from RefSeq and is a predicted model, not a curated record.